UCAAACGUCGCAAUAAAGCAUUUUUAGCUAUAACAGUAUCCUGAUUGUGCAAAAAUUUAUGAAUACAAAAAAAUAAGUAAAUAAAAUAAAAUCAUGGCUAAAGAACUUGUUAGAACCAAAACUCCAAUUACAGCCAUAGGUGGACAUGUUUUACACCCAGAAAAGCAUAACUUAGCUUUUGGGCGCUGGGCAAUGCCAGUCAUGGCUCGAAAAAUGCAAGAUCCAGAUCCUAUAGAGAAAAGAAAAGCUAUACAAUCGCUAUGCGAUUUCGUCUUUGACCCAAAAAGAGUCGCAUCAAAAGAGUUUUUAACUACAGCAGCUGGUCGUAGAACUUUUGGGAAGCAGGAUUUUUAUAAAGAAGUUUUACGUUUGAUUGUUGACGAUGAAAAAACUGUUCGACAUGCUGCUAAUGUUGUACUGCAGAGACUGACGUUAUCGCCAAUGGCUGCCGAAGAAUUAGUUAGAUCAGAUGCUAUACCAAUUCUUCUCAACCAAGUGCCGCAAGAAGAAGAUGAUACUCUGGAGCUUCUAUUGCAAACCAUCUAUGUUUGCUGUCUUGUGGAUCCCGAUAAAGUGCUUCUUGCAGGAGGCUUGGAAUCAAUCAUACCUUGGUUAAAGUCUUCUAAUUCUCGAAUCAAGGAAAGAACAGCAAUGAUAAUCAAGGAAUUAACUGUAGAUGCCAAGGGAAGAAAUAAAGCUCUUGAUUUAGGUGUUCUUCCUCUUUUAUUAAAUUUACUUGAUGGCAAUGACGAAAAGAUUCAAGCAAAAGCCUUAUCCGCUCUUAUGAUGAUAGCAAUCGCUACCCCAGCGAAGUUCUUGUCUCUGAAUAAAGGUGCUAUAGCAAAACUUUUGCCAUUCUUAAAAGUUCGAAAUGCAGAAAUACGUCUGAAUACUAUAAAGGUGUUAACAGCCUUAAGUGAAGCUCCCCCUGGAAGAAAGAUAUUGCUUGAUCGCCUCCCAAUGCUUACACCACUUCUCAAUGAUAAUGUGAAAGAAAUUCAAGAUGCAGCAAAAAGAAUGAUAAGUGUUGUAACCUUUAAACCUUAAAAAUUAGCACAAUAUUCUAUUUCAUUGACUUGGAGCAUUAACUAUUGUAUAACCAAUGUCAUUAAAACAUUUUUCUUUCAAAAUGUU
Messenger RNA from Parasteatoda tepidariorum (common house spider), 1134 nucleotides. RefSeq names its product radial spoke head 14 homolog. The record is from RefSeq and is a predicted model, not a curated record. Gene Ontology annotation, molecular function: protein binding. Lineage: Eukaryota; Metazoa; Arthropoda; Arachnida; Araneae; Theridiidae.